Diachasmimorpha longicaudata is the source of this 702-nucleotide messenger RNA. RefSeq lists its product as uncharacterized. The transcript is spliced from 2 exons. Lineage: Eukaryota; Metazoa; Arthropoda; Insecta; Hymenoptera; Braconidae. The coding region runs from base 1 to 702 and encodes 233 amino acids. The record is from RefSeq and is a predicted model, not a curated record.
AUGGGGUCCUAUUUCGGUGCUGAUGAAAGAUCGAUUGGCACCGGAAUCAAUCAAGGAUUGUCUUGGUCAUUGGCUGUCAGAGUCAGUAGGGUCGGGAUCUCUUCGGGGGGAGGGUUGCUGGGAAUCGGGGUUUUUUGGCGUCGGCGGGGUGUGGGGAUACAGGAAGUUUGGGGUAAGGAGGUCGAAGGUAAAGGGGACGACGUAGAGGGGACGGGAGAAGGCGGAAAGGUUGCUUGGGUAGGGAGUUUAGGGAUGGGAUUUAUAGGGGUGCUGACUGGGUCUGAAGUAGUAGCUAGGGGAGCAGGAGAUUUAGUGGAAUUUUCAGUGGUAGGAUUUACGGGGUUAGUUUCAGGGCGUGAGGGGGUGGUGACUGGGAUGGGGGAAUCGGAAAAAUUUUCAGGGGGUGGAAGGGGAAGGUCGGGGUCAGGUAUUUCUGGGGGAGGAUCAGGAGUGCGGGAUUCAGGGUUUGGAGGAGGGUUUUUUGUCACGUCAGUCGUCAGUUGGAAACGUACACGUUUUCGCGGGUACGGGCGUCUUGGUCGUGGGGGGAGGUAUUAUUGGUCCCCCUCCGAUCUUAGUUUCCCUGAGGGGGAUAUGGUUGUUGGGAGUAAUGGAGAUAGGAAGGGGGGGUUCGUUGGGGUUGGUUUUGAAUGGGUUGCUGGGAAUAAUAUUGGGGAGAAGGGUUUCGUCGUAUUGGGGUAG